Messenger RNA from Punica granatum (pomegranate), 1502 nucleotides. The record is from RefSeq and is a predicted model, not a curated record. NCBI's taxonomy places the organism in Eukaryota, Viridiplantae, Streptophyta, Magnoliopsida, Myrtales, Lythraceae.
AGGUUGAGCUGCCUGUGCUCAUGAUUAGACGCGGGGCGUAGUUAAUUGCGGCAGUUUUCAGCUCAUCUACCUUCACCGACCCCUCUGUCUCUCUCUCAUGACUUCCUCUUAAAUGGUCCGAGCCCCCCCCCACCCGUCUCCUCCAUAUCCGUACCGUAGAGAGCUCCCUCUGUGCUCUUCUUCUUGGAUUGUCCGCCAUUUCCGAAUCGACCCUUAACCGAAAAACACCGAACCCGACAGCACAUCCCGCACACCCUCCCCCCCCCCCCCCCCAACCUGGGCAUCUCUUUAUAAAUUCUCCGCUUGCCUUCACCGAACCCAUCUCUGAUUUCAGCCAUGGAGGGCUGCUUUCUCGACAAGCUAAAGGCCCAGCCUUUGUGGGUCCUCGUGCUGUUCGGGUUAGGAUCCAUCUCCGUGCUGCGCCUCUCCCUCGCUUUCCUCAACUGGGUCUAUGUCAACUUCCUUAGGCCCGGGAAGAACCUCAAGAAAUACGGGUCGUGGGCGGUCGUCACCGGCCCCACCGACGGAAUCGGGAAGGGCUUCGCCUUCCAGUUGGCCCGGAAGGGGCUCAAUUUGGUCCUCGUCGGCCGGAGCGUCGAGAAACUGAGGGACGUGUCCGAUGCGAUUCGGGCCAAGUACGGGAACACUCAGAUCAAGACCGUGGUGGUCGACUUCUCGGGAGAUCUCGACGACGGGGUCUCGAGGAUUCAGGAAGUCCUCGAGGGGUUGGACGUCGGGGUUCUUAUCAACAAUGUGGGUAUCUCCUAUCCGUAUGCGAGGUUCUUCCAUGAGCUCGACGAAGAGCUGCUUCAGAACUUGGUCAAGGUCAAUAUCGAGGGGACCACUAAGGUCACUAAGGUGGUUCUCGAAGUGAUGCUGAAGAGGAAGAAGGGGGCUAUUGUUAACAUCGGCUCCGGGGCCGCCAUUGUUAUUCCCUCGGAUCCGCUCUAUGCUGUUUAUGCAGCCACAAAAGCGUAUAUUGAUCAGUUCUCGAGGUGCCUCUAUGUCGAGUACAAGAGGAGCGGAAUCGAUGUGCAGUGCCAGGUCCCACUUUACGUGGCAACAAAGAUGGCAUCGAUAAGGCGAUCUUCCUUCUUCGUCCCAUCAGCAGAGGGCUACGCUCGGGCAGCUUUGCGUUGGAUUGGAUAUGAGCCCCGUUGCACUCCCUACUGGCCCCACACCCUCCUCUGGGCCCUCGCUUCCUCCCUGCCUGAGUCCCUUGUCGAUUCUUGGAGGCUCGGGUACUGCCUCAAGAUUCGGAAGAGAGGGCAGCUCAAGGAUUCCCGGAAGAAGGAAUAGAUGAUAAAUAGGACUUUUGUUCCAAUUAACUUAAUGAGCAGAUACACGGGCACAAAUUAAUCUUUGUGAUGUUUAUUUCCGGGCGUCGCAUAUUUUUCAUGGUCGUAUGAAUUCGGAGUCCUGAAGACUUUCGCUUUUUUUUCCGCCGUAUUGCGAGUCUCAAACGUUCGAUUUAUAUUGUCAAGCAUUGCGUUUAUUGUUUU